AUGGUCAUGAGUUUUAAUAGUGCCGAAGAAGCUAUUGAGGUCAUCAACGAAGCUGUCAAAAUCAACGCCGCUGCAUCCUUCAAGCACCGCGAUUUUAUAUUCAACGACAAACUAGUUCAACAGAAGCUGAAUGGUGAAGGUUCAUCUGCCAACAAGCAAAUCAUAAGAAUGGAGCGUCAAGCAACAAUGGAAAAAUUUAAAUUCCACAAAAUUACUCACGAUGUUAUUGAUGGUACACGACCUCCAACCAAGCGCGAAUUGUUGGGCAUAGCCAUGUCCAUGUACGAUCCGUUUGGUCUCUUGGCAAACGUUACGAUAUGUAUAAAAUCACUGGUGCAAGCAAUGUGGAAGCAACGGGUCCAGUGGGAUGAAGCGAUGCCAUAUGAAUUAGCGCAGCAGUGGUCAAAGUGGUGGAGCAACAUCCAGUCAGUUAAGCAUCUUUCGGUGCCAAGAUGUUACUCUUUAAUGUUACCGGUAGCAGAGGAGAUACAGCUGCAUAUUUUUGUCGAUGCCAGCUCUCUGGCCUAUGCCGCUGUGGCGUAUCUUCGAAUAAAGAAAGGAGACAAGAUCGACGUCGCUAUGGUGUGCGCAAAGUCAAGGUGUGCGCCACUUAAGGGUACGACUAUACCACGUCUGGAGCUACAAGCUGCAGUUCUGGGUUGCCGUCUGAAGGAGUCAUUAGAACGAUGCCAUGAUUUUCGUGUGAGCAGCACUACAUUUUGGAGCGAUUCCAAAACCGACAUACUUUGGAUUCGUUCAACACGUCGAGACUACAAGCAGUUCGUCGCAUAUCGUGUGGCCGAAAUACUAAGCACUACAUCGUCAGAUCAAUGGCGCUGGAUUCCCACGACAUUAAACGUCGCAGACGAAGCAACGCUAAGUCUGAAGUUCGCAGAAGUGGAGAACUAA
This is a messenger RNA of Rhagoletis pomonella (apple maggot), 909 nucleotides long. RefSeq lists its product as uncharacterized. Bases 1 to 909 code for a protein of 302 amino acids. Lineage: Eukaryota; Metazoa; Arthropoda; Insecta; Diptera; Tephritidae. The transcript has 2 exons. The record is from RefSeq and is a predicted model, not a curated record.